Scophthalmus maximus (turbot) is the source of this 1752-nucleotide messenger RNA. RefSeq names its product dual specificity protein phosphatase 13-like. The record is from RefSeq and is a predicted model, not a curated record. Bases 619 to 1188 code for a protein of 189 amino acids. Gene Ontology annotation, molecular function: MAP kinase phosphatase activity; protein tyrosine/serine/threonine phosphatase activity. Gene Ontology annotation, biological process: protein dephosphorylation; negative regulation of MAPK cascade. The transcript is spliced from 3 exons. NCBI's taxonomy places the organism in Eukaryota, Metazoa, Chordata, Actinopteri, Pleuronectiformes, Scophthalmidae. Gene Ontology annotation, cellular component: cytoplasm.
GUAGCCUAAGUCAGAUUCCCACUGUUGCGGACGUGACCACAGAAAAACGUCUUUUUCGCCACGUUUUUUAAAUGCUUAACUAUAAAUAAAAUAUCCCUUCAAUUGUAUGCUAAAGGAUGUAUUUUUUCACUGCUUCAGUUUUCCGCCAGACAGACGUUUAAGUUUGCCCUUUUUUUUCAAGCAUACUUCGGCCAGAUAUUUAGAAAAAGACGUUUUCGGUGGUCCCCACUGAAACAGUGGGACUCAGACUUUCGCUUCUUCCACUUCUCCUCCAAACUCCGUUAAAUGACAUCGCUGAUCUCCAUCACCAUAAGGUAACAUAUAAACUAUGCAAUAGUAACUCAUACAACCCCACUUCAAAAUCACUGAACUAGGCCCAAAAAUUAAAACUCGUGGUCUCACAUGAACUCUAGUUGAUACGGAUGUAUAAAGGUCGAGGUUGACCAACUUUUCGAAUAAAGGUCACUGUAUUAAUUUUAGACAGGGAGCACCUGUCCUUGUCAGUACCAGCAUGGUUGUAGUAAAGCCUCAACAGAGUUUGACAACAAGUCUGGACAGAGGAAAUGAUGCAAAUGAAGAGUUUACAGAGGAGCAGUUUGUUCUUUUAGGCAACUGUAAAUGUCGAUGCAGUCAACAAUGAAUAAUCCACAGGGUGCUUACGCCAUUUUCCCCACCAUUCCCUCUGUGAAAGAUUUAACAGAGGUUUUGUAUGGAGGAAAAAGGUUUGGUAAUCAUGUGGAUGAAGUUUGGCCUAACCUCUUCAUUGGCGACAUGUCAGUGGCCAACGAUCGCUACAGUCUGUGGAAGCUGGGAAUCACUCAUGUCCUGAACGCAGCGCAUGGGAGGAUGUACUGUCAGGGGAGCCAUGACUUCCAUGGAUCCACAGUGGAUUAUUAUGGAGUGCCUGCAGAUGACUCACCAUCCUUUGACCUCUCUCCCUAUUUCUUUCCCUCUGCUGAUUAUAUCCAGAAUGCACUUAACACGACUGGUGCUCGGGUUUUUGUCCACUGUGCAGUUGGAGUCAGCAGGUCUGCCUCCCUCGUCCUGGCCUACCUAAUCAUCCACCACCGCUACACCCUGCUGGAGGCCAUCAAUAAGGUCAAAGAGCGCAGGUGGAUUUUCCCGAACAGAGGAUUCCUCAAACAGCUCCAUGCUUUGGAUGUGAAACUACGCAAAAACAUUGUGUAAUAAAUGAAAUAGCAAAAUUAGUUGACUUACCUAUAUUCUAACUUAUUUAACUUAACUUAACCUUAAAUUUGUAUUUUCAUCAAGACAAGUGAAUGAUUCAGUAUCUGCCAGUGGAGGGAGAUACUGUACUGUACUAGCUUGGUGGCAUUGAAUCAAAUUUAUUUUCCUUAAAUCUGCUGCUGUGUAUGAUAUGAAUUAUGCUGCCUCGCCACAAGGUACUGAUCCUCAUUUUAAUGGAUCAGUGUAAUCAACCUUGGGCAGAAUCAAUUUUAAGACUGAAUAUGAGUCAUGAUGACCUUUGUAUUGUGUUGAAGAAAAAUUGCAUCCAAGACAUUGUGAGUCGAAAUAACCCAUGAGGUGUAUGAAUUUUAAUACAGUUCAAGACUCUGUUCAUGUUUCAAACGCCACUGUACAUUCAGUAUAAAACACACCGUUUCCACUUAAAUGAUAAAUAUUAAACAUAAUAAAAAAUAAUUUAUUUGUUUCAUUAUAUUUUGUAUAUUUGUGUUAGUCUACUACACACUUCAUUAGUAAGCAGAAUUUAUAUUGAUUAUUAAUGUAAUG